Danaus chrysippus (African queen) is the source of this 828-nucleotide messenger RNA. The record is from the annotation of a GenBank genome assembly. Lineage: Eukaryota; Metazoa; Arthropoda; Insecta; Lepidoptera; Nymphalidae.
AUGAAACUCCUCUUGGCUGUCGUCGGUCUAGUCGUGGCUGUUUCAGCCUACGAGCCCAUCAACAAUGACUACCACAACACCAUAGGUGUGUAUGAAGCUGCUCGUAUCAAACAAGCUGAAGAAUCAGCUGACUUCGAUGGCAGCAGGAUCACAGGAGGAAACUUCGCAUCCCUUGGUCAAUUCCCUUACCAAGCUGGUUUAAUCAUCGCGUUAACUGAUGGCAAACGAUCAGUUUGCGGUGCUUCUCUAAUCAGCAACACCAGAUUGGUUACGGCUGCUCACUGCUGGGUUACAUCUCAAGCUAGAGCUCGUCAAUUCACCGUUGUUCUUGGCUCAAUCCAACUUUUUUCUGGUGGUACUCGUAUCAACACUAGCAAUGUCCGCCUACACCCAAGCUACAAUAUGUGGAAUCUUGCCAAUGAUAUUGCUGUCAUUAUCAUAAACUCCGUCCGCUACUCCAAUAACAUUAGGAACAUUGGUCUCGCUAGUGGAAGCAACCAAUAUGUUGGUUCUUGGGCUACUGCAUCAGGAUUUGGCUAUUUUUCUGAGAAUUCUGGUGUUUCUACAAGCCUCAGACACGUUAACUUGCAAGUCAUCACCAAUGACGUAUGCAGGCGUACUUAUGGAACAACCAUCCUAGCUUCCAACAUUUGUGUCGCUACUCCCAACGGACGCAGUACCUGUGGAGGAGACUCUGGCGGUCCCCUGGCUAUUGGCAACACACUGAUUGGUGUUACAUCUUUCGGUCAUCGUGAUGGAUGCACUAUUGGACACCCCGCCGGUUUCGCUAGAGUCACAUCCUUCAACUCAUGGAUCCGAUCCAUCUAA